Helobdella robusta is the source of this 207-nucleotide messenger RNA. RefSeq lists its product as hypothetical. NCBI's taxonomy places the organism in Eukaryota, Metazoa, Annelida, Clitellata, Rhynchobdellida, Glossiphoniidae. Gene Ontology annotation, molecular function: transcription cis-regulatory region binding. The transcript has 2 exons. Gene Ontology annotation, cellular component: nucleus. The annotation marks the transcript as partial. The record is from RefSeq and is a predicted model, not a curated record. Gene Ontology annotation, biological process: regulation of transcription by RNA polymerase II.
GACGAAAUGCCAUAUUUGAGUGCAGGGGAUGAGGUCAGUGCCAAAUACAAGGGAGCAUUCUGUGAGGCCAUCAUUACCAAAGUUCAUCAGUCGGUCAAGUGCAAAUUGACCCUGAAGGAUGGCCAAAAAUCCUGCAUAGCAUAUGACAAAGAUGUCAAGGGCACUCUUAAGGUUUACCUCAUUAACAACUACCUCGUUUAUAAUUAA